AACAUGUGAGCUUUGGUGUUCCGAUUAAGAUGCAGGUUCUAGUACAGCUUGUGUCCCAUCCACAUGUCUACCCUCUAAAAACCAUUCUCUGUUUCCGGUCUAAAGAAAAAGGUGAAACACUCUUACUUACCUCUAAAAAAAAUAAAAAUGCAUCAGACAUCUAGUAACGUAACAUUUGUAACCCACUAAGAAGUUUAAAGUUGUAUUAAUUAAUUUUUAGGCAUUUAUAUUUAUUUCAAAUUCUUUAAUAACAGUCUGCUAAAAUGAUAACUAUGCGGUUUUUGACAAACCUAGCGGUUUUGUUGAAAGUGGUCCAUGUAUAGAAGCAGCACCCUGCCCUGAUCUCUGUAGCAGCAACCACAUAAUGACUGUCCUCUCUCUCCAUCACUCUGUCUCUGACUCCACCUAUCUGCAGUGUGUAUAAGAGGUGUCCUGAUCUUUCUCCUCAGUAGUUCCUCUUCUGGUUCUCCCAGGAGUUUCGACCCCUGACCUCCAAGGAUGGAUAACGCCACAUACAACUACAUGAAUGACUGCACGCCGCUCACUAACUGUAAGUCCGGCCGUAAGGCUGGAGGCUCCACAGUGGUCAACAUGAGCCAUGUGGGCAAGAAGCCACCAAACGACUACCUGAUCUGGUCGCUCUGUAACACUCUCUACGUCAACUUCUGCUGCCUGGGAUUCAUGGCUCUGAUCUACUCCAUCAAGGCUCGAGAUCAGAAGACUUUGGGUGACCUGCGUGCAGCACAGGAAUGCUCAGACAAGGCCAAGUGGUACAACAUCCUGGCAUCGGGCUGGAAUCUGCUGAUUCCUCUGCUGGUGUUGGGUCUGCUGGUCCUGCUCGUGGUUCAUCUGGGCAGCUCAGAGGGAACGUUUGAUUUCUUCGGUGAAGACGGAUUCCAGAGCUUCAUGAAGCUCUUCAGCAGGUAGACAGAGCGACUCGAACAAUCCCACCAACACAAGCUCCUGCAAACCUUCUGGACUGUUCCCCCUCUCUCCACUUCACCAGCACCGUUUCUUCAUCUGUGAGCUGUGUGAUGAAAUUAUUAUUAUUUAGAUUUGUUUUUUUCUUUUUCAUAAUGAAUGUUAGUGUACUGUCUAUUAACUCAUAUCUACCCAGUUCAAUUUUGUGAAGUAAAUUGGCUCAACUGUAUUUAAUAAAAUGUUUAAUGUCCUCAAUAUUUUUCCACACGAGUCUCUUUGAACAGAUUUAUGUCACCAGUGGGAUAAAAUAAUUAAAUGCAGUCACGCUGGUGACGUUGCCACCGAGGCACAAAAGUCCAUUAUUAAUAGUGCAGUGAUGUAUAAAAUUCCCAGCUGAGAAAUCCUUUUACUGCUCUCCUUAUCUUGUCAGGCUAAUCUUUUUUGGCCCCUUUUCAGCUGGGACACAAUCUUAAAUUAGCUUGGCCUGGGUAGGAGACCAGCAUAAAUCAUGUAAACUUGUUUUUUUUUUGUUUUGUUUUUUCAGUAGGGACGUUUGUUGGUUAUGAGGAGCAGGUUAACAUGACUUGAUGUUGCUGUGAGGUUUUCUGAGAGCUUGUUUCUCCUGUUAGAGAGACUGAAGCGAUGCUGUGGUUUAGUUCUCAUGUGUCUCUGUAAUGUUUGGCUGUGCUUACAGCGGUUGACCCUCCCAGCUCUACUGCUAUUUUUGUUAUUUAAAUGACAGAGCUGUUUGCCAGCCUUCACUCCCCUUCUAUUUCAGUCAGGAUACAGAGUGGACACAGAUGUGGAGGGACUCAAUUAAAGAGCAGUUAACAUGCACACACACACACACAUGUAGGCCUGUCUCUGCCUGUCAGUCGGAGACUAUUUCUCGUGUGUGUGGACUUUUGCUGAUUGUUCAUUUGAUCCAUCAAUUAAAUCUCAGAGGUCUUUGAUGUUCACAUGUAGAUUUAAUAUUACAUCUGUAAAGAUAUGGCUUUGUCAUGCUAUUAUUCUUUUUAUAAUAAACAGGCAAUUUGGGGUGAAUCUCAUGAAACGUCAAGAACAUGUCUGGGUAAUUUAUACCAAAUUUAAAAGAAAAUAAAAAUAUUACAUUUAUGAAAAUUAAGCAAAUUUGUCCUCUCAAUUCUCA
Molecule: messenger RNA, 2071 nt
Organism: Carassius carassius (crucian carp)
Lineage: Eukaryota; Metazoa; Chordata; Actinopteri; Cypriniformes; Cyprinidae
Product: interferon-induced transmembrane protein 5-like
Exons: 2
Coding region: 499-927 (142 amino acids)
Cellular component (GO): plasma membrane
Source: RefSeq, a predicted model, not a curated record